This is a messenger RNA of Molossus molossus (Pallas's mastiff bat), 1687 nucleotides long. RefSeq names its product transmembrane protein 218 (gene TMEM218). The coding region runs from base 26 to 373 and encodes 115 amino acids. The transcript is spliced from 4 exons. The record is from RefSeq and is a predicted model, not a curated record. Lineage: Eukaryota; Metazoa; Chordata; Mammalia; Chiroptera; Molossidae.
GCUGAAACCAGCCGGACUGCGAGGUAUGGCGGGCACCGUGCUCGGAGUGGGAGCCGGCGUGUUCAUCUUCGCUCUGCUCUGGGUGUCGGCGCUGCUGCUGUGUGCGCUGCUGUCCAGGGCCUCCGGGGUAGCCAGGUUCUCCGUGGUCUUCGUGUUCCUCGGUGCUCUGAGCGUCACAGCAGCUCUGCUGCUCCUCCCCCGAGCCAGUGAAAGCCCCGCCCCAGAGGUCGAAAUGAAGAUUGUGGAUGCCUUUUUCAUUGGUCGCUACGUCCUGCUGGCCUUCCUCACUGCUGUCUUCCUCGGAGGUCUCUUCUUGGUUCUAACGUACCACAUCCUGGAGCCAAUCUAUGCCAAACCACUGAGGUCCUACUGAGUGCUGUUCACGAAAACCAAGACUCCGUCCUCUCUCUCGCUUUGAUGGGAUUGAUGAGCAGAAAGGCGCCGCUCGGAGCUUUGUUUUGAUGGCCUUUGGGCCUUAAGGUCCGGGAACGUCCAUUCACUGCCGAGACGUCCCUUGAGUCCUCGCUGCCAGGCACGGGUUGCAAAACUGUCUCUUUGGAGGUGGAUUCCCAGUAGCUUACGAGGGAUGGUGCGCUCUCAGCACCUGCACCUCAGGUUCUCCAUCUGGUGAGGGGAAUAGUAACAGUGAUCUGCUUCGAGGAGAUUUUCAACCAAAUGUCAGUAAGUGGAUUUCGGGAAAAGGUACACUUGGCUCCUGCUGUCCAAUAAAUGAGAAUUUGGUCCUUUAGAUAAUACAUAAAGUUCUUAGUUUUAAGGUUGGGGUCGUGUGCAAAGGAAAGGCACUCAGAGUUCAAAAGGUGAUGUUCCUGGGAUGAGUGGGAAGACUUACUGGGUGUCAGCCACUGAGCACCGCGUGUCGGCCACAGCCUCCGCAGGGCCCUCCCUGCUCUCGACGCAGCACACGCCCCAGCUGAGCACUGGCCGCACUUCAGACUCGGCCCCAGCGUCCUGAAUCCCGCACUAGGUGUUUCAGGUUUACUUAGGGAUCAGCGGAGGGUGCGGGAGUGCUGGUUGUUGGUCUUGCCACUCUGUGUCUCUGCAUUCCUUUACUCCCAGGAUUUGGUGGCCGUCGGUGGCCUUAUCUAAUGACCGUAGAACCCAUUCAGGUUACUGUCAUCUUUGUAGCCCUUUCUCCAAAGCCGAUGAGGAAUGUAUAUCCCAGGGUCAGACAUCACUGACACCGUCUAAGAUCCUAGGCCAAGCGAAGCCUGUCGCUGAGCCGAGGGGCACCGGGCUGGCUCCUCUCUGGCAGUCUCAUCGCGACCCCGGAGCUGCCUGAACAAGGGUCUCCCAGUGUAAAGUUAAGGACUGGAAAACAGGUUGAAAAAAGAACUUUUAGCGCAUGCUAUCUGCCAGCCAUACUCCAGUUCCUUGAGAUGGAAUCUAUGUAAUCUUUACGACAGUCUGUUAUUACCCCCCAUUUUAAAGUUGGAAAAAUAAAGGCUUAAAGAGAUUCACUACCUUGUCCAAGCUUCACAUAAGGCGAGUGUACACACCCAGGUGUGGCAGCCCCCGAGGCCUGUCUUGGACUGAAAAGAAAACAGCAGCUUUGGGAACUGUGCUUGAGAGUGUGAGGAACUCAGGGCCUCUUCCCUGCUUUCUCUCCUGGACCCUCUUGUCACUGCAGAGAAGAUCCCCCGCCCUGCCAUCCAAAGGUGGAGGGACG